Recurvomyces mirabilis is the source of this 324-nucleotide messenger RNA. RefSeq lists its product as uncharacterized. Lineage: Eukaryota; Fungi; Ascomycota; Dothideomycetes; Mycosphaerellales; Teratosphaeriaceae. The transcript is spliced from 2 exons. The record is from RefSeq and is a predicted model, not a curated record. Bases 1 to 324 code for a protein of 107 amino acids.
AUGUCCAUAGACUCAGCUCAGCGAAAGGGUAGCCAAUGCAGCUUCGUCGCUGGUGCGAUCAGCAUCGGCGAGGACUGCUUCAUUGGUGGCGACACGAUAAUCAUGCCAUUCCGGAAGAUCGGUAGAGGCGUGGUCGUCGGUGCUGGCUCUGUGGUUACCAAGGACGUCAAAGAGAACACAGUAGUUGGGGGGAAUCCGGCCAAGUUCAUGCGUAGAAUUGAGCCAGGCCCAAAUGUGGAUAAACAUCAUCCUGAUAUCGAAGAACAGAACGAAAGGAUGAAGCAUGAGUUGCACGAGAACGAUAAGCGCGGACAGGACAGAUGA